AGUCUUCAGCUUUUAAAUGUUUUCUCAUUUCUUUAUUGACCCAUUUUAAGAUGGAAAGAUGAUAACUUUUCCUUUUAUUCUCCUCCAUUCUGCAUCGGGAUCUUACGGGGUCUCAUUGGAAUUAUAAAAAACAAAAAACAAAAAAACACUGUAAAUUUUUCCUCAAAGUCGAUACCUUUUUUUCUCAUCGAAGUCACACACCACAAUUCUCUCACAAACCCUUAAAAUUGAAUCCGAGUCCGAGAGAAGAAGAAGAGCCUGGACCCUCAAAAGUCCCCACACAAGUUUUUUGAUGGAUCCCAAGAACCCAAACCGCCACCAAGUACCGAACUUCUUGAACCCACCACCAAGACACCAGAGCAUAGGAGAUGCUUCCAAGGACGACAAUCAUCAUUCCAAACCGGCCGAGGUUAAGGAUUUUCAGAUCGUGGUCGCUUCCGACAAUGAACCGAACAUCAGUAAGAAGCCGCCGCAGCAGCAGCAGCAGCAGAACCAGCUUGGUCCCAAGAGAAGCUCUAACAAAGACAGACACAUCAAAGUCGAAGGCAGGGGUCGGAGAAUCAGGAUGCCUGCUCUCUGCGCCGCUAGGAUCUUCCAAUUGACUAGAGAAUUGGGCCACAAAUCCGACGGCGAGACAAUCCAGUGGCUGCUUCAGCAGGCUGAGCCGUCGAUUAUCGCAGCCACCGGUUCGGGAACCAUACCGGCCUCUGCUUUAGCCUCGGCCGCUGCUGUAUCCAGCCACCAUCUUCAAGGUGGGUCACUCACUGCUGGUUUGAUGAUCAGUCAUGAGUUGGACGGUGGUGGUGGGUCUAGUAGUGGGAGGCCAAAUUGGGGUGUUGGCGGCGGAGAUGGAGUAGGAGGAGCUUCUAGGUCGAGUUUACCAACAGGGCUGUGGCCAAAUGUAGCUGGGUUUGGAGCUGGUGUGCAAGCCACUGGGAUGAUGAGUGAUGGAGGUGGUUACAGAAUUGGGUUUCCUGGGUUUGAUUAUCCUGGUGGAGCUAUGAGUUUUGCAUCCAUUCUUGGUGGUGGUAGUAACAAUCAGAUGCCUGGACUUGAGUUAGGGUUGGCUCAGGAAGGGAAUGUUGGUGUCUUGAAUCCGCACUCUUUUGCACAGAUUUAUCAGCAGCAGAUGAGUCAAGCUCAGGCUCAGGGUAGGGUUCUUCACCAUACUCUUCUGCAUAACCCAUCACAUGAGGAGCAUCAGCAAGAGAGUGGUGAGAAAGAUGAUUCUCAAGGCUCAGGGCGUUAAUUUAAGCUUUUUUAAAAAAAAACAUUGGUUUUCUCUUGUGGAUUUGAAAAGCUUUUGGCUUUUUGUUUUGUGAUAAUAUUGUUGUAAAACUAGCAUGGAGAAGAAAAGAAAAAGGUUCAUACUGAGUGAGAGUGAAAAUCUAUGCUUAUUGAAACCUCUGAUACUUUCAGAGGAUGAUGAUGAUGCAAGAGAGACUCCAACAGCUUUUUUUUUUGAGUGUUUGUGGCAUUUCCUUUUUUGCAGUUGUUGGUUGAAACUUGCAGGUUGAGGUUGUUAAUAGAUAUAGCCAGAGAUUGUUUGUACCUUUAUUGAAGCUUUGGAGUCUUAAGAUAUAGGCUUGUUUUUUCACUUGUU
Molecule: messenger RNA, 1603 nt
Organism: Brassica oleracea var. oleracea
Lineage: Eukaryota; Viridiplantae; Streptophyta; Magnoliopsida; Brassicales; Brassicaceae
Product: transcription factor TCP20-like
Exons: 1
Coding region: 293-1249 (318 amino acids)
Cellular component (GO): nucleus
Molecular function (GO): DNA-binding transcription factor activity; sequence-specific DNA binding
Source: RefSeq, a predicted model, not a curated record